Molecule: messenger RNA, 2109 nt
Organism: Maniola jurtina (meadow brown)
Lineage: Eukaryota; Metazoa; Arthropoda; Insecta; Lepidoptera; Nymphalidae
Product: gastrula zinc finger protein XlCGF26.1-like
Exons: 8
Coding region: 248-2092 (614 amino acids)
Biological process (GO): regulation of transcription by RNA polymerase II
Cellular component (GO): nucleus
Molecular function (GO): DNA-binding transcription factor activity, RNA polymerase II-specific; zinc ion binding; RNA polymerase II transcription regulatory region sequence-specific DNA binding
Source: RefSeq, a predicted model, not a curated record
UUCUAGCGAAUUCUGACUUUUUUCUACGCAAUGCUGACAUCUGGCGACUUUUCGAAGACGUUGUAGCGACAAAUGGUUUUAAAGAGCUGGCAACACUAAACUACGUAAAACGUAAACAACAAUAAAAAAGCUAACAACACAAAACAAAAAAAUAUUCUAAGGGUUCUUACUUCUUAGGCAUUUGAGCAAUAAAUUGUUCACAAAAAUAGGUAUUAAUGAAAUCAAUAAGUCAAAGUUUUGUCAAAAAAUGAAUAAGUACAGUUAUAAUUUCGGUGGAAAUCAUACCCACUUCGUUGUUGAAAUGAAAAUGGAAAGUACUUGUAGACUAUGCUUAAAUGAGACGCCUGAUGCCUUGGAAGACCUGUGGGAAGGAUGUGAGGUCUUGGAUAAGUUAUCUUCUUGUCUUUCUCACCAUAUAUCCCUGAUGAAAGAUUUACCAAGGAAAAUAUGUCAUCAAUGUGUCCAAACUGUCAACAACAUCUAUUCCUUCCAUCAACAAAUAAGCCAAAACGAAAAUAUGUUACAAAAGAGAUUCAACAAAAUCCAAGAGGAAAGUAUGGAUAGCUUCAAGGAAUACAACGAUUCAAAUGGUCACGACCAAUUAAUCUUAAGUGAUACUUUUAAAAAUGAUGAUCCAGCUGAGGUAGAAAUGACUGUCAAAACUGAAGGCAAUGAUUCAAUGUCUUAUGUCGGAACACAAAGUGAAAAGGAAAACUUGUAUAGUUCUAUAACAAAAAGUGAAAAUGUUAAUAUUAGUAAUAUGAAAAGGGAAAGUGUAAGAGUAAAUAGAGAAAUUAUUAAAACAAAAAAUGAAAAUAUUUGUAAAAACAAUACUGAGAUGGGCCAACAAGAAAGUAUUGGUAACGAAAACUUGCAGGUCAAUCAUCAAAUAGAAGCAAGUUUGGAUCCUGGUGACGAUGUACCGUUAUCAGUGUUGAAAGAUAACAAAAUGAAAAUAACGGAUUUCGAUGUAACAAAUAAGUUUAGAUGUCUUACAUGCUUCGAAGUAUUCAGCAAUCGAUUAGAAUUGCUUACACAUUACCGUCAUAUCGAGUUAGAGAAAUUCAACAAAAACAAUGAUAUGUCAAAUACCGAAAUGAAACCUGUUAAAUAUAAAAUUUUAACAGAAACAGACGGCAGUAUAACUUUUAAAUGUGAAAGGUGCUAUAAAAGGUACAGACUUAAGAAGUUUAUUGACCGCCAUAUCAAAACUCAUAGCGAAAGGAGACCUUUCUUAUGUAAAUUAUGUGGUAAAACAUAUCAGACUGCAUCCAUAAUAGUGGCCCAUGGAAAGAUGCAUAGCGGGCAAAUGUAUGUGUGUGCAUACCAGUGCGGCUACACAUCCGUACACAAACACGUUGUUAUGGACCACGAGAAACGACACAGGCAGGAGUACAAGUACAAAUGCGAAACGUGCGGCAAAGGUUUCCAAGUGCGCACCUCCUACCAACAGCACCAAAACAUACAUAACGAUGUCAAACCCUUCAGCUGCGACCAGUGUGAAAAGACCUUCCAUUUACACAAAUACCUCAUGACACAUAAGAGCAGCGUACAUCCUCAGACGUCGCGACGCAAGCCGUGGGUGUGCAAACAGUGCGGCAUGCCGUGCGACUCCAAACAUAGCCUCAAUUUGCAUUUGAAGCAAGGCCACGGAAUAGUCACAACCCGGCCUUCACUGUGUGACAUCUGCGGCAAGAUUGUGAGGGACACGCAUCUGUUGCAGCAUCAUAAACGAGCGGUGCAUUUGAAAACAAGACCUUACGCUUGUGGCUUUUGCGACAAGUCCUUUCAAAAGAAGUACACACUAAAAGUGCACGAACAGACGCACACUGGCAAGCAGUACUGCUGUAGCGUGUGCGACCGGCUGUUCACACGCAAUGAUACGCUCGCGAGGCAUUUGAAAAAGUGUCACACCGGCGGCUGCAAGAACAAGUGUCAAAAAUGCGACAAAACGUUCCCAACAAAGCUGAAAUUAACCGCGCAUCAAAAGAUUUGCACAUCCAGUAUUAUAGAAGACUCGCAGACCAAUGAAAUUGUUCUAGAAGGAAAGAAAACUGAUAAACUGAACUAUAAUGAGAGAAAUCUUUUAUAAAUAAUAACUACACUUUA